This is a messenger RNA of Paramecium octaurelia, 1775 nucleotides long. The record is from the annotation of a GenBank genome assembly. NCBI's taxonomy places the organism in Eukaryota, Ciliophora, Oligohymenophorea, Peniculida, Parameciidae.
AUGGAAUUGCCCCCUCAGCUCAGAUUCAAAAUAUAUAAAUCCAUAUUAGACUAUUUGAUACCGGAGGAGAAAAUAGAUUUUAAAUAUCUUUUCCUUUGCAGAUUGUAUGUUCAAGCGAAAUAUGUAGGCGGUAUUAAAAACUUGAUGGAUUUUAGAUCCUUAUAUAAUCCCUUCAAAUUUUAGACUGUUGUUUUUGGAAAAGAAAAAUUUCCAGAUUUGUGAGGUUGAUCCUCCCAUUUUAUUCAGCGACAUCCCUUAAAAAUUCUUUGAUCAAUAGCGAUUGCCAUUGAAUUAGAGAUAGCAUUUCACUAAACUUAAAGCUAAUAGAAAAUCUUAGGUUUAAGAUUAAACGUGCCUCAAAUUUAGGGAGUUUUGGUCUCAUAUCAUAAUAGAAAUGGGCAAUGAUGACAUCAAGAGAUUUUAGGCCUUCCUCUUGAAAUUGCCUGAAUAACAUUAGAUUCCAGUCCAAUUGAGGUUGUAGCAGAAUCUCUUGCAAAACCACCAAGAAAUUAGUGAUUAUUAUAAGGGAGACAUAAUAAGAAAAAAAAUAUAAAUAGUGAGUCAAGAGCAGUUUUGGAAUCACUAAAAGCCGAUUCAGGAGAUGAAGAGGAAUCUAAUCUGCGAAUGUCAGAAUGCAUACACCAACCACUUGGAUGCUGUACUAUAGGAGCUGAUGUCUUAUUGCAGCAUUUACAAAUUGAGUCCCAACGAUAAGCUCAAAUAUGUUGAUUAGCUUCAAAUGGUUAAUGACAUCAGACUCAACACAGAACAAGAUGACAAUCCCUACAUGAGAAACCGUCCUCCCAAGAAGACCAAGGGGAAAGAGUAGACCUAAGCGAAUAAGUACGGAGAUGAAAAGGGAGCUCAACAUUAGUCCUACGUCUAGUCGUUCAAGAAUAUUCAUGAAUAAUAAUUAAUUAAUACAGAGUUGGGAAAACAGUACAUCAAGACCUUUGGACUGAAAAUUAUCGAUGAACUUGCAUGUAAUUGUUAGUUAAAUUAAUUAGAGCAGAAGAGCUUCAAUUUGGUGAACGAUUACAAUUACGAUGAGGAAGCCAUAGGUAAAUUAUUUAAAUUAAUAUAAAAAUAGCGAUUAGCGGGUUGAAAACAAUGUAGCAAGAUCCCAUGAAUGAAGAAGUGAUUUGUAAAUAAUUAUAUCAUAAUUAAGAUCAAAGAGCACAAGGAACCAUACUAGAUCCCUCGUUCCCUGGCCAACUCGAAUUGGAAAAUGAUGGAGUCCAACUUGAUGAACAACCCAAAUCAAAGGUCAAAGUACUUCAAAAGACAGCCCCACUUAUCAAAAAAUCAUACGCAACCAAUUCCGAGUGGGAAAGAGAUCGAAAUUACAUUCUCCAAUCCAUCAACUCAUUCGAUUAUGACAAAAAAUUUACUAGUAAUUUCAAUCGUAAUUAUUUUACAAAGAGGUUGACAUCUAUCAAGCAAUUAAGGAAGACUACAAAUUGAGCUUCAAAAUUUCAGUAAGUGCCAUCAAGAGACAGGAGGAGAGAGAAAAAGAUUUCUAUGCAGAAGUCAGAAAAGUCUACUCAAAUGUGAGAAGAUUACUUUAAUAUUUGUUUGAAGGCUUGGAAUAGAAAAAAAGCGAAUAGCAAAUGAAAGAGUACACCGAAACACUCAAAGAAGAAAUCAAACCCAUUAGAAACAAAAUUAAUUAGCUAUAAACCAGUGCCACAGAAAAGGACAAGUUUAAAUCCCUCUUGUAUGAAGAUUUACAAAAAUAAAUUGAAAUGGCCAUAAAUGAGACUAUCUAUAAAUGA